AUGCCUCCAUCGAUGGAAGUACCAUUACCUUCUACUCUCAGCCUGUACUCUAGAGCACUGGCGAACUUAGACUUCCCCGACGAUGAUCUGCAGCUCAAGUUUGAAGAUUUCGAGUGGUCAGAUCGGAAAGCCCUGCACGAAUUUCGAACGUUGGUGGACCAUGUCAAGUAUCUCAUCAACCGUGUGGAAGAGGUUGGGGCCGAAAAAGGGUGGAUGGGCCAGAUUGACGAGAUUAUGACGGGGAUUGAUGGAUUGCUGACGAAUCGUACGGUCGUUGUGGUCGGAAACGCAGGGGAUGGUAAAUCGACCCUUCUUAACAGUUUGCUGGGGUCUCAAGUGCUGGCAACUGGCUCAAACUUGUUCCCACAUCUCAGCGGACAGAAAGUGACAGAUCAGCUUUCUGCGGACCUACUGCUGAGCCACUCCUCCAUCGCUGAUCUCGUUGGGACGACGAAGAUUUUCACGGCGGAGUUACCAGAGCAGCUUGAAAAAGAGGUUGUUGCGUCCUUUCUUAUCCAGUCGCCAAUGUGA
Messenger RNA from Coniophora puteana RWD-64-598 SS2, 531 nucleotides. RefSeq lists its product as uncharacterized. Gene Ontology annotation, molecular function: GTP binding; GTPase activity. NCBI's taxonomy places the organism in Eukaryota, Fungi, Basidiomycota, Agaricomycetes, Boletales, Coniophoraceae. The transcript is spliced from 4 exons. The coding region runs from base 1 to 531 and encodes 176 amino acids. The record is from RefSeq and is a predicted model, not a curated record.